Molecule: messenger RNA, 1577 nt
Organism: Trichoplusia ni (cabbage looper)
Lineage: Eukaryota; Metazoa; Arthropoda; Insecta; Lepidoptera; Noctuidae
Gene: mRF1
Product: peptide chain release factor 1
Exons: 3
Coding region: 144-1331 (395 amino acids)
Biological process (GO): translational termination
Molecular function (GO): translation release factor activity
Source: RefSeq, a predicted model, not a curated record
UAGAGCAGUCAGUCAGCUGUUCAAUAAAUAACCUUUAAAUUGGAAGUAUUAUUCAAAUAAUAUAACUACAAAAACCUGAUAUUACUGUAUUAAUUGUGAUAUCUAGAAUCUUAUUUAAAGCCCAUAAUUAAUAAGCUUUCACCAUGUCAUUUUUAAGGGUGGGCUUUCGGCAGUUAUUUAAAACACCGACUGUAAUUUGUAGAUGUUAUUCAGACAAUGCCGUAAAUUUAUCGGAUCCAGCAAUUCAGCGAUAUUUAAAAACCUUAAUAUUAGAACACGAAAACCUGUGCACAAAAGCCAAAAAAACAUUGGAAGAAUCACGACGGCUUAUGGAUAUAAAACCUGUGGUUUCAGUGUUGGAGCAGAGAAUCGCGUUAUACGACAGUAUUGAAUCACUGAAAGACCUCAACAAAAGACCGGAUCAAGACGAGGUAAUGAAGAAAAUGAUAAAAGAAGAAGCCGAGCUAUAUUUAAAACGCAUCAAGGAAGUCGACAGUGAAUUAAUGUCCAUACUGCUGGAGCCGCAGAUGACGGACGGCAGCGUCAUGUUGGAGGUGACGGCGGGCGCCGGUGGACAGGAAGCUAUGCUGUUUGCGCGCGAACUCUUUGAAAUGUACGAACAAUACGCCAACUACAAGGACUGGGAUGUCACUGUAGCGUCAGUUGAAAAAUCUGACAUUGGCGGCGUCAGAAAAGCCUUAAUGUUCAUUGAAGGAUUUGGUGCGCCUGAACUUAUGAAAGUUGAGGGUGGUGUGCAUCGUGUUCAAAGGAUCCCAACCACUGAGAAAGGAGGACGUAUUCACACAAGCACUGUUUCAGUGGCCGUCCUACCUCAGCCCACUGACAUUGAAGUAGAAAUAGCUGAACGAGACCUGGUCAUAGAAACUAAAAGAGCAAGUGGAGCUGGAGGCCAGCAUGUGAACACCACUGACAGUGCUGUGCGCAUCACACACACACCCACAGGAACAGUGGUUGAAUGCCAAGAAGGCAGAUCACAAAUCAAAAACAAAGAGAUUGCUAUGCAAAAGUUAAGGACAAUAUUGUUAGAGAGGCAGUUUAAGGCACAGGCAGACAAGAUUGAUAGUGAGAGGAAAUCACAGGUGGGUUCAAGCAAUAGAAAUGAAAAAAUUCGAACAUACAACUAUCCUCAGGAUAGAGUGACAGAACAUCGUGAGGGAGGUGGAAGCACACACAACUUGCAAUCUUUCAUGAAAGGCGGUGAAGAACUGGAGAAAAUGCAGGAUAGCCUUAUCAGGCAGCAGAAACAACAAGCAUUCUUACAAGAAAUCGAACAAUUUGUUAAAGAGCACAAGAUUGGCAAAGAUAACUGAUCACUUUAUAAGCUUAGUCUAAUAAUAGGUAAGUAUUGAUAGUUUGUUGAAAUGAAAUAUGUAGUUUAAUUAUUACUAUAGUCAUUUAUUUUGUACCAAACAAACAAUCACAUUUCAGUAAUGAGAUAAACAGUUCACAUCUAAGAAGUUUUACAUAAAUGACAGAGAUUCAAAAGACUAAAUUCUAAUAAUAGUAAUACUGUAUCAAUAUGAUAAAAAAAGAAUAAAAUUUUAUUGAAAACAUUA